AGAGAGAGGCAAUGGUGGAUUGGAGUGGCGCAGAUUGAGGAAGAGACAGUUUAUAUGGGUGGUGGAGGAACACUCGCGGAUGGCAUUCGUCGCCUCUUCCAUCGUCGAACUUCUAUUAACUCUAACGUUGUUAAUGACAACAACAUUAAUACUGGUGUUGGAAGCAAUGCCAACAACGUUAACGAUACCAACGUUAAAGAAGAAGAAAACAAUAACAACAACAACGACGUCCUCGUGACAGAUUCACGCGCCCAUUUGGACACAGUUCCCACACACGAAACCGAUCAACGCUUUCUUGAUAACUCUUCAUUGAAGCUUCUCAAAGUGCCUUCACGCUUCCACUUCAAUACUUCUUCCAUGGAUCGUAACAAAAAGGGCGCCUCAGAGACAGAGUUUUUUACUGAGUAUGGAGAGGCAAAUCGGUACGAGAUCCAAGAAGUGGUUGGCAAAGGAAGUUAUGGUGUUGUAGGUUCUGCCAUAGACACUCAUACUGGGGAAAAGGUUGCAAUUAAGAAAAUCAAUGAUGUUUUUGAGCAUGUAUCUGAUGCCACGCGAAUCCUAAGAGAAAUUAAACUCCUUCGUUUGAUCCGACAUCCCGAUAUAGUAGAAAUUAAGCAUAUAAUGCUUCCUCCCUCACGGAGAGAGUUCAGGGAUGUCUAUGUUGUGUUUGAGUUGAUGGAGUCUGACCUUCAUCAAGUUAUUAAGGCAAAUGAUGAUCUUACACCUGAGCAUUACCAAUUUUUUUUGUACCAACUUCUUCGGGGCCUGAAAUAUAUACAUUCAGCAAAUGUGUUUCAUCGUGACUUGAAGCCAAAAAAUAUUCUAGCUAAUGCUGAUUGCAAACUAAAAAUAUGUGAUUUUGGGCUUGCUCGGGUUUCCUUUAAUGAGGCUCCAUCAGCUAUAUUCUGGACUGACUAUGUUGCAACUCGGUGGUAUCGUGCACCGGAACUAUGUGGUUCUUUUUUCUCAAAGUAUACCCCCGCAAUUGAUGUUUGGAGCAUUGGAUGCAUAUUUGCAGAAAUGCUCAGCGGGAAGCCAGUGUUUCCUGGGAAAAAUGUGGUACACCAAUUGGAUCUCAUGACUGAUUUGCUUGGUACUCCUCCUGCUGAAUCCAUUUCGAAGAUUCGAAAUGAGAAGGCUAGACGUUACCUUAGUAGCAUGCGGAAAAAGCAACCAGUUCCAUUCUCUAAAAAAUUUCCAAAUGUAGAUCCGUUGGCUCUUCAUUUACUGGAAAGAUUACUUGCAUUUGAUCCUAAAGAUCGUCCAACAGCUGAAGAGGCAUUAUCUGAUCCUUACUUCCAUGGUUUGUCCAAUGUGGACCGUGAACCAACCACUCAACCCAUUUCAAAACUUGAGUUUGAGUUUGAGAGAAGAAAAUUGACCAAAGAUGAUGUUAGAGAGUUGAUUUAUCGAGAGAUUUUAGAGUAUCAUCCCCAGAUGCUCGAAGAAUAUCUUCGUGGUGGAGACCAAACCAGCUUCAUGUAUCCAAGUGGGGUUGAUCGUUUCAAGCGACAGUUUGCACAUCUUGAGGAGCAUUAUGGCAAAGGUGAACGAAGCACUCCACUGCUGAGACAGCAUGCCUCCUUACCUAGAGAGCGAGUUUCUACUCCCAAGGAUGAAAAUGAUCAAAACAAUGAUGAAAAGCCUACUGGAUCAAAUCUUCAGAGUCCUCCAGGGUCUAAUGUGAUGGAUUCUGGAAACUCGGAUGCACAAAAUGGAAUCUCCAAGCCGAACUACAGCUCGCGUAGCCUGUUGAAGAGUGCCAGCAUUAGUGGUUCCAAAUGUAUAGAUGUGAAACAAAGUAAAAAUCCAGAGGAGGAGCCAAUUACCGAAGUUAAUGAUGAGAUAUUGGACGAGUUGACAGAGAAGAUUUCUACCCUCCAUGCAUAA
Molecule: messenger RNA, 1890 nt
Organism: Gastrolobium bilobum
Lineage: Eukaryota; Viridiplantae; Streptophyta; Magnoliopsida; Fabales; Fabaceae
Product: mitogen-activated protein kinase 9
Exons: 11
Coding region: 55-1890 (611 amino acids)
Biological process (GO): protein phosphorylation; intracellular signal transduction
Cellular component (GO): cytoplasm; nucleus
Molecular function (GO): ATP binding; MAP kinase activity
Source: RefSeq, a predicted model, not a curated record